UGCGAAGGUGCUGAUCUCUACAGACGCUAAUUCAUUUUCUAUUAUAGCUAUUAUUUUUAUGAUUUGUUUGAAUUUUAUUUGAAUGAUGAAGAAAUCAAGAGAUGUUUCCUAAUAUAAAUUGUAAACGACUCCUCAAAGAGGAUAUCGAAAUCCCAUGCAAAGAACUUGCAUUGUAUUUGUUGGGAAAAAUACUAGUUCGAAAGUUAGGAGAUGGAUCAAUUCUGAAAGGAAUAAUAGUAGAAACUGAGUGUUAUUUAGGUGGAGAAGAUAAAGCCUCUCACAGUUUCAAUGGCAGACGAACUUCCGCAAACGAACCGAUGUACAUGCCUGCCGGAACAACUUAUGUUUAUAUGACUUAUGGGAUGUACUAUUGCUUGAAUAUUUCCAGCAAAGAGCCAGGAGCAGCCGUUUUACUGAGAGCUAUUGAACCCUUAUGCGGAAUUGAUAUUAUGAAAUCCUCAAGAGCGCAGAAAAAUAAACGUGGCAAGCAAAUCGAAACGAUUUCAAAAUUAUGUGAUGGGCCCUCUAAACUCUGCAAUGCAAUGAACAUAACCAAAGAAAAUUGUAAUAAAAUUGACCUAACAGAUCUGAAGAAUGAAGAUAUUUGGUUGGAGGAGCAUCCUGAAAUCGUUGAAGAUUUCACAGUAGUUCAUACAUCACGAAUUGGUAUAAACAAUGCUGGAGAAUGGACGACACGGCCCUUGAGGUUUUAUAUUUUGGGUAACAAAUGUGUUAGUAAGAGAGAUAAACUUGCUGAGAAAGAGCUCUUGGCAAACUGUGAUAAUAAAGAUUACAAAUAAAA
Leptinotarsa decemlineata (Colorado potato beetle) is the source of this 802-nucleotide messenger RNA. RefSeq lists its product as uncharacterized. NCBI's taxonomy places the organism in Eukaryota, Metazoa, Arthropoda, Insecta, Coleoptera, Chrysomelidae. Gene Ontology annotation, molecular function: DNA binding; alkylbase DNA N-glycosylase activity. Gene Ontology annotation, biological process: base-excision repair. The record is from RefSeq and is a predicted model, not a curated record.